GCACCUAUUGUAUGCCUGACAAGGUUAGACUAUAUCAGUACACUGCAAGGUGUGCAUUGAGCAUGUAAGGGUGCAUAUGUGAGGGUAUGUAAUGGUACAUUUUGUAGGGACUUGUUAGGCUGUUUUUCCACUAGUUUUGUAUCUCUUUAUUGUCUCUAAAUUUUUGCAUUGAUGUUUCUGUGAUAGAAAUAAAAUAAGAAUAAAAAUCAUGUCAAACAAUUUAAAAAAAGUUACAUACAAACAUGCCAUACACAUAGGCUAUAAACUGUCCCUUUUCACUCACCUUCUCUGUUCUUUCUGUGUUUAACACACACACACACACACACACACACACACACACACACACACACACACACACACACUGCACGCAUCGAUCCAUCACCGCCUUGUUUGUUCACGCUGUUGCUGGAGGUUCACCUCUGCUCUGACUGACGCAUGCCCACAGCCUCGCUCCUCCUCUCCCCUCGGUCCCCAUGGUAACGCACGGAGGAGAGAGCAGCUUAGCAACACCGAGACAGCGAGGGAGCAUCUCUGGUCCAGACAGCGCGGUGCCAUCAAUAUUACACACAGUGGAAAACCAAGGAGGCAAGAAGAAAACAGCAGCAGCGCCCCAGGCAAACAUCUCCUCUCCGUAAGUGCCACAUUUUGACAGCAAAAACAUCUCUGGCGCUUUAAUCUGAGAUGUCAGAGUGAGUUUAGUUAAUCGGCUCAGUAGAUCAGGAUGAUGUUCGGGUGAUGCAGUGCUCCAACACGGUGCUGUACGGAGUGAUGCUGCCUCCGAAGAGAGGAUAUUUUUCAGUUGUGUGCAUGUCAGCCUUUUUUCUCUGAGCCGUAAUCUUUUGCAUCGAUCUCCACAGUAAUCAUGAAGUUCGUGGUGGUGCUGGUGGGAGCGGGCACCCUGGCCUUCCUCGGCGCGGUCAUCUGCAUCAUAGCCAGUGUUUAUCCCCGGAAACGCGCCGCGCCUCUCAGCGACAACGGCACCCUGGCGUCGGAGAAUCUGCUGGAGCCCCUGGAGCCCGGGUCGGUGGCACACGCCGGACCGCUGGGCGCUCUGCACGGCGCCGAGUCCUAUGAUGGGGAGAACGGGCUGGGCGGCAUCGGCCUGGAGGUCCCCACUCUGAACGAGCUCAACCUCGGGGAGGAAACCGCCGGUGGGUCCGCUAAACAGUUCAGCUUCAGCCGGUUGAUCUGCACACCUGUACCGGUCGGGGAAUGCAAGACGAAAGACCUGAGGCAGCGGCGGGGGGAGCAGCAGCAGCAGCAGCAACAGCAGGCGGACGAACCGCUGUACGGAGCCGGGGAUGAAGACUGGACUUAUCUCCGGACCACCGCGGAGGAGCUCCGUCAGAUGGUCCUGCAGCAGAACGACCAGAUCCUCAUGGACCAGAGGACCAUCCGGGAGCUCACAGGGAAGCUGAGCGAGUGUGAGAGCGGCCUGGAGGAUGAGAGGAACGUCCCAGAGCGGAGCAUCGGGGUCUGGAGCGGCAACCGCCGCAUCAUGGCCGGGGACGAUGUGAGCUCCUCCGCCGCGGCGCAGCUGCAGACGGCGCGGGCUGUGGAGGAGCUGGCCAGGGCCAUCAUGGACCUGAAGGACCGCAUUGAGAAACUUGAGGCGGAGAUAGGCCCCGCUGCCUUGAACCUCACCGACACAUCCGUGGGUACCAGUGGCAGCAGCAGUAACAGUGGCAGUGCCAGCAGCCCGGCUGGUAACACCGGCAAAGCUCCUGCCCCGCCCACCGGUAGUGCCUCCUCCCCACCUGCAGCGGCUCCUCCAGGGGGUCGCCGUCCUGCCUCCCCCGCUUCCCCUGCCCCCAAAUCCCCAACCAAGGGCUCCCCCGGUCGUGGAAAGGGCACCUGGAGGGUGGAGGACCUGGAGGGGGAGCUGGAGCGAAAGAUCAAGCUGUUGGAGAAGGAGCGUCAGGCCAUGAGGAAGGAGACGCAGGGCCAACAUGAGAAGAUCAACCAAGGCAUCGACAACGCCAACCACCGCGUCACUGAGCUGGAACACACGCUGACAGAGCCGUCGUUCCCCGAUGGCUUUGUCCUCUCCUUCCCCAUGAGAACCAACUACAUGUACGGCCUGGUGAGAAAAGAGAUAACAGAGAUGUACGCUUUCACUGCUUGCGUGUGGCUGAAGGCCAAAGAAGGAGGCAUCGGGACCCCCUUCUCUUACUCUGUCCCGGGGCAGCCCAAUGAGCUGGUGCUGCUACAGGGAGUCCACAACCCUGUGGAGCUGCUCAUCAAUGAUAAGGUGGCGCAGCUGCCCCUGUCCCUACCACAAGACGAGUGGCAGCACAUCUGUGUCAGCUGGACCCUGAGGGACGGGGUGUGGAAGGCCUACCAGGGGGGGAAGAUGAAGGGGAGGGGAGAGGGACUGGCUGCCUGGCAUCCCAUCAAACCAGGAGGGGUCCUCAUACUGGGACAGGAGCAGGAUACACUGGGCGGGCAUUUUGAUGCCUCCCAGGCCCUGGUCGGGGAGCUUUCCCAGUUCAACCUGUGGGAUCGGGUGCUGAAGCCAGCAGAGGUCGCCGCCGUGGCCGAGUGCAGCUCCUCAGCGCUGGGCAACAUCGCCCCCUGGACCGACCACGACGUAGAUGUGUACGGUGGAGCCACCAAGGAGUCUUUGGACCCGUGCCACGCUGCCCAGAGAACCAACCCGUCCAGCCCCAAACAGUGAGGGGUGACUGGGAGAGGUCAGCCAAGGGUGGCUGUGGUGUUUGAUAGGUCAGUUUAGGAGACGAUGAUGUAUAACAAUGUAUCACAUCGGGGUUUACAGUAUAUUUGACGGGGAUGGGAGGCUUACUGGAGGACUGAAAUGUGCCAUGGAGGGAUUAAGCUGUUAAGACCGGUGUAUCUGUUUUGUUUUUAGUGUUGGUGUCCACGCUCAUGUGUUUACUUCUGCAGUGAGAUACAGUGAGUUUAGUCACAGAAUCACCUUAGUGAAGGCUUCAUAGGUGGGUCAACUUCUGGCAUGAACAGGACUCUGAUGGAAGUAUUCCAUAAUAGAUUGAUUUUUGGCGAAAUGUACCACCCUCUCUUUAAAGAAAUGAUCUUUUGUGCCAGUUAACCGUGUGUGGUUAUUCAGGCAGAGGGCUUGAAAACAGUUACGGAAUGAACCUUUACUGAUGCCAUUUCUAAGGGUUUCUUAAUUUUACAACGCAGUGACACAAAGUUCUCGUCUUGUGUCCAGUUGGUUGUGUUUAAUGCUCAAACUGAAUUCUGAGAUGCUAUCAUAUUGAUUUAAACACUCAAUGGGAAACAAAAUGAGUUUUGUUCAUUUUUAACUGUAUAUGAUCCUGUUGAGUAACGUCUGUGUACUGUUAAGUUUUCUACAUUGCAUACCAUGAUCUGGUAAAACAGUGGUCUUAUAAAUGUAUAUUGUGUAAUGUAUCUCUGCUAAUGUUGCUCUGUGCCAGUCUGCUCCUCUCCUGCUGUAGCCUCUCACACACCUCACAGCCCUGCAAAGUUAAGUUGCAGCAUUUUUGUUUGCAGCUCAGACAAAGCAGCGCUCUCGAUCGACCCCUGAAAGAAACACUUGAUGUCUAUCCAAGCACCAAUCAGACACUGAAAUUGUGACGAACCUGAGCGGGUUUGGUAAAACUGUGUUGUAUUCCUGAAUGUAAAGCAGGUGGAAUGUCAGUGUAUUUGCAUGAGCGAAGUCACAUUUCUUCUCACUAAAGAAACAAACUCAAAAAGUGUAAAUUACAGUGUUGGUGUCCUCACGCUGCCCCACACUCUGAAACACACAGAUGUCUUUUUGGUAAAUCAGAUCCUCACAGAAUACCUGACAGUAAUGGAGGUGUAUGAAUUAGAUUAUUCCUAUGGUGGCCAUUUUGCAUUCAACAUCUGACUUGGAGGAUCAGAACAAAAAAUAGGUACUUUAACUCUCUUUGCAAACGAUCGAAAGAACAAACAAGAAAAUAUGAGCAAAUGUUAGGAUGCAUUUAUUUGUUUUCAAACCUGAUGCAUUUUUUCUGUCAUGACAGUCCAUGUUAUGAUCAUUUAUGUGGCCAAAACUACCACUCUUUUACUACAAAAUACUUAAUGCUACGUUUACCAAGCCCCCAGGGGCAGGGCCUUGAAACCUAUUACACAUAGUGGCCAAACAUGGAAUUACAACUUCCACGCCCAUCACAUGAUGCCAUUGGGUGCAAAAGGCUUUUCCCCACAAACUAACACUGCUGAAUCCAGUUCUCUCUAUACAUCCAUGUAGGGCUGCCCCCGACUAACUAUUUUCCUGGUCAACCAAUAGUCAUCAUUUAGGGUCAUUAGUCGACUAGUCGUCCGCAUCUUUACGAUAUUGAUUUAAAUAUUAAAUGAUAUAUUUUGGGCGGGGCAACACAAUGGUUUGAGUUGAAGGUGUGAGAAAGAAUAGUAUCAGUAACAUUGUUAACACUGUGCUACAUUACAGAGAAAUACAAAACCGUACUAAUGAAGCUUCAUUAAUAUAGGCCUAUAUUUUAUCUACAAGUGCACGUCACACACUGAGCGAGCCGCCUGUUAAUGACGCUGUGGGCUAAUGGGCAUGUAGCUACUUCCAUGUUUCAGAUGAUACGUCAUGUUUGUAGUCGACCAAUGAAGAGUUUACAUAUCACCUUGGGUUCGUCCUUCACCUUCUCAAAAUGAUCCCACACUUUGGAAGAUAGAUUACUUGUCAAAAGGAAUGUAAUUCUGCACUCUAAAUGAAAGUAGAGUUUGUUAUCUACUGGGAAAAAUGGUGCAGCAAAGUUGUUUAAUGUUGGACCUUCGACACUGUAAAUUGUAUUUUAUAGAAAUUGAAGUAACUUCCAUAUGAUUGGGACCCAACAGCUGGAUUAAGAUGCAAAUGCUAUAUUUAUCCUGAGAAAAAACAUGAUGCAUGAUGUUUACCUUCCUCAUUAGAGCACCUCAAAGUAGCCACGAUUUCAGCCUGAGGAACACCAGGUCGUCCAAGUCAAUAAUCUGCUUGACUUUUAGCCACAAUCCAGUAUUGCUAUAAAUUAGUUAGCUACUGUGUAGAGGGCAAAAUAUAUUACUUUAGACUGUGAUGUUAUGUCCUCCAGUAUCUGGCAUCAGUUUAGUUUUCAGUUGGGAGACUGUGAGAUAAUUAUGUUUCUCAUAAUUUGCAUCUUUUUACAUAAACAAGACAAUUUGGAUUUGCUUACUGUCUUGUUUUGAGCUCAGUGCAAAUUCAAAAUGGACAUCAUAGGAAUAAUAUUUAGAGAAGAUGGACACUGUCAGGGGUGAGGGUUUGAUUCCCACUUUGGCCAACCACACUGAACAUGUAUCCAGUCAACACUGUGCAGUAAAGUGAACUGUAGUUCAAAUACAAUUUCACUUAUUACCUCAAGACAUCAGCCCCACAUGUGAUUUUUCACCCAGUUGUAAAGUGCCUGCCUGGGCUCUCGUGCCCGAAAUAAUAGUGAAAUGUUUUUUAUGUUUUCUUCUUCUUCUUCGUCGUCUCUUUUUUCUCCUUCUCUCUGUCUCUUUCUCUGUCUCUCUCUCUCUCUGUUGCUUUUGGUUGUUGAAGGCUGUGAAAGUGUUGCGCUUGUCCUUAUUUGCAUCUUCAUGGAUCUUCUAUGAUAUUGUGAAAUAGAUGGAUUAAAAAAAUAAAUAAAUAAUAUGGU
Epinephelus moara (kelp grouper) is the source of this 5606-nucleotide messenger RNA. RefSeq names its product neuronal pentraxin receptor b (gene nptxrb). The record is from RefSeq and is a predicted model, not a curated record. Lineage: Eukaryota; Metazoa; Chordata; Actinopteri; Perciformes; Serranidae. Bases 863 to 2677 code for a protein of 604 amino acids. The transcript has 5 exons.